AUUGAAAUUAUAUUCAAUUGAGGAUUGUAUAGAUGAGAGAGAAUUUAUUAAAACCAAAUUCGAUUGUGUCGAAGGGAUGUUAUAAGUUUUGUUGCAUUUGGUUCCGAAACAAUUCUAGUUUCGAACUGAUGAUUACAAUUACCCCGAUGGUGGAACCGUAACCAGCCCGCAGAGUUCUUCGAUGAAUCCAAUUUCAAAAUCAUAGGCGACUAUUUUGGUCUCGGUUUUGAACUGUCGAUUUCAAUAUUCAUUUUUGACAAACAAAAAGAGUUCUUUAAAGUGUCCACUAUAAGGCGGACGUCCUCAAUAGCCUCGCUCCCUUUUUUUGUCCACAGCUCAAUUUUUUUUGUCCACGCCUAAAAAAAGGUUUCCGCCACUAUAGGCGGACACUUCCAAUAGUCCCAAAAUUUUAUAACCAAUUUUCAUUUUAAUUUUUUCCUUUAGUUUUAAAAUCAUCGGAAUUUAAAUAAUUAUAAAAUGAGGUAAUUGAGAUCGAAUAUUUAUUGUAUUGAAAACGGUUGAGAUAGAGGAGGAGUUGGACUCAAUGCCCACGGCGGGGGAGAUUGACUCCAACUCCACGGCUGGGACGGAGAGCCGUCAUAUCCCGACGGCUGAGAAGGAUAGCCGCCAUAUCCUGACGGUUGUGAAGGAUUGCCGCCAUAUCCCGAUUCGUGUGAGCCGGGUGAUUCGUCGUCUCCACCGUGCAUUUUUAGAGAGUGAAAGUGUAGAUAGUGAAUGAAUGAAGAGUGUGUGAAAAAGAUGUCAAAUGGAUAGUGGAUGAGUGGUAUUUAUAGGGUUAAUUUUUGGAAAAAAAUAAAAAUAAAAAUAAAAAUCGAAAGGGGGCGCCCGGCGCGCCUAUCGCCGCGCACUAUAGGCCGGAGCGCCUAUAGGCGCCGCGAUGGCCGACCGGCGCGACCUCGCAUAUUUCUCGCCGAAUGCCCAUCCGGCCCGUUUUUUUCGUCCGCCGCAGGGUGGACGUCCCACGCACUAUAGGCCGUCCUGCCGUCGCCCCCGCCUGGGCUAUAGCCGCGCCGGUAUUAUAGUGGACAAUCUUAGAAGUGUCACUUCUCCCUAUCUAGCAUCGAACAUCGGCAUCGCGCUCAAAUCUAAUUCAAACUUUUCCGCAAACAAAGAUAACAAAAACCCCUUCCCUCUAUUCUCCCCCAAAUCGCUAACCUUAUCAAAUUUUCAACGAAACCCAAAAGAAUGCCUCCGAGAAGAUCCGCCGCAGCCUCCAUCGCCGGCGAAGGAGACCAGGGACCGACGCUGAAGCUAAUCAUUGAAAAGGGACCUUUAUCGGGCAACACAAGAGAGUUCAGGGCGGGAACCGCGGUGAAGAUCGGCCGCCUUGUCCGCGGCAACACGCUAGCUAUCAAGGACUCCGGAAUCUCCUCCAACCACCUGCUCAUCCAAGCUGAAGAAACACCGGAGCCGGCCGACCGGCGCUGGACCGUCUCCGACCUCGAUUCCUCCAACGGCAGCAUUCUGAAUGACGCACAGCUAGAGCCGUUCGAAACGGCUGCUCUGUCCCACGGCGACGUUAUCAAAAUCGGCGAGAAAACGUCGAUUAGGGUGGAGAUCGUUAGCAGGGCGGAUACUGAAGUCGGUUCUGGGGUGAGGAGGAACACGCGGCGGCGCGUGAGAGGGCAGGUAGUCGAUUUGGGGGUAAUUGACGAGUUUUCCGAGCUAGGUUUACAUAAUAAUGCUGAUGUUGAGAAAACCGAAGUUGAGGCGAAUCACGGGAGGAACGUGAGCACUAGGAGGACUAGAAAUUCGGCGAGAAAUGAGAAUUUGGCCAAGGAUUUGAAUGUUGAAGAGAAUAAAGAUUUGGGGACAAGUGGAAUCAAAGAAACGAGAGGCGUAAGCACUAGGAGGACGAGGAGCUCAAAAAAGGAAGACAAUGUCGAAGAAAUUGUAGUCGAUUUGAGUCUUGUCGAUGGCAAAAGGUCGACGAGAGGUGGAGGAAGGGGCAAGAAGAAGCUAGUUGUAGAGACUAUUUGUGAAAAAGCAGAGAAGGAAGAACCAAAUCCGGAGCGGGAAGAAGAGAGAGAAAGAUCAGAAAUUGGAGCUGGUGAGCUGAAAAACACUGGAAUAGAAGAAAAUGUUACUAGUUCAGUUGAGGCUGGUAAGGGGAAGAUGAUGGCGGAUUUGGAGAAGAUGACGUUGGGCGAAUGGCUUGAUUUCUUGGCGGUAUACGAGCCUCAACAAAUCAUUGCCGAGACAGAAGAGAUGCUCGCUGAUAUGAGGCAAAAAGCGGAGAGAUGUCACGAGUUCAUGUUGCAGCAAAAGAAAGCCCAAGGUUAA
Molecule: messenger RNA, 2304 nt
Organism: Salvia splendens (bonfire salvia)
Lineage: Eukaryota; Viridiplantae; Streptophyta; Magnoliopsida; Lamiales; Lamiaceae
Product: FHA domain-containing protein At4g14490
Exons: 1
Coding region: 1207-2304 (365 amino acids)
Molecular function (GO): protein binding
Source: RefSeq, a predicted model, not a curated record